AUGCUCUGGAGGGCGGCGGCGGCGGAGGGCGAGGACCACUUCGACCGGGUGCCCGACUCCCUCGUGCUGCUCAUCUUCAACAAGCUGGCCGACGCGCGGUCGCUGGGGCGCUGCUCCGCGGUGUCGCGCCGCUUCAGCGCGCUGGUCCCGCUCGUGGACGACGCCUGCCUGCGCAUCGACCGCGUCAUCCCCGCCGACGCCGCCGACGCGGGGGCGCCGCGCCCGCGCGCCGCGCUCUCGCACCUCCUCGAGUCCGUGCUGCUCGCCGUGCUCAAGCCCUUCGCGCACUGCGACGCCAAGUCCGCGUCGCCGCAAAAGCACGCGCAGCAGCAGCAGCAGCACCACUCGCCCGCCCAGGUGCUGAGGAACUUCAGCAGCAUCCGCAGCCUCCGGAUGGAGCUCCCGGUCUCCGACGUGGGCACCGACGACGGCGUCGUGCUCAGGUGGAAGGCCGUGUUCGGCAGCACGCUGCAGAGCUGCGUCAUCCUCGACGGCACCAGGGUGGACCGCGCCGCGGCCGCGGGACCGCCGCACGCCCCCUCCUCCGCUCCCCCCGCGGGCGACGACGACGGCGGCAGCAUCCCGGAGUCCCUGUACACCAACGGCGGCCUCAAGCUGCGCGCCGUCUGGACCAUCAGCUCCCUCAUCGCCGCGGCCACCAGGCACUACCUCCUCCGCGAGAUCGUCAAGGAGCACCCCACCCUGGAGCGGGUGGCGCUGACGGACGCCGACGGGCCCAUGAAGGAGGCCGUGGCCACGCUCGGCAAGCGCCACGCCUACCUGCUCGAGAUGAACGGCUUCUAG
Zea mays is the source of this 804-nucleotide messenger RNA. Its product is annotated as F-box protein At5g46170. Gene Ontology annotation, molecular function: protein binding. The record is from RefSeq and is a predicted model, not a curated record. The coding region runs from base 1 to 804 and encodes 267 amino acids. The transcript has a single exon. NCBI's taxonomy places the organism in Eukaryota, Viridiplantae, Streptophyta, Magnoliopsida, Poales, Poaceae.